This is a messenger RNA of Phacochoerus africanus (Common warthog), 2886 nucleotides long. It is a transcript of the gene CSNK2A2, whose product is annotated as casein kinase 2 alpha 2. The transcript has 12 exons. Gene Ontology annotation, molecular function: ATP binding; protein serine/threonine kinase activity. The record is from RefSeq and is a predicted model, not a curated record. Lineage: Eukaryota; Metazoa; Chordata; Mammalia; Artiodactyla; Suidae. Gene Ontology annotation, cellular component: protein kinase CK2 complex; nucleus; cytosol. Bases 38 to 1090 code for a protein of 350 amino acids. Gene Ontology annotation, biological process: regulation of chromosome separation; protein phosphorylation.
CCUCGGCGCCCCGCGGCGCCCCCCGGUCCCGCCCGCCAUGCCGGGCCCGGCCGCGGGCAGCAGGGCCCGGGUCUACGCCGAGGUGAACAGCCUGAGGAGCCGCGAGUACUGGGACUAUGAGUCUCACGUCCCGAGCUGGGGUAAUCAAGAUGAUUACCAGCUGGUUCGAAAACUUGGUCGGGGAAAGUAUAGUGAAGUAUUUGAGGCCAUUAACAUCACCAACAACGAGAGAGUGGUUGUAAAAAUUCUCAAGCCAGUGAAGAAAAAGAAGAUAAAACGAGAGGUAAAGAUUCUGGAGAACCUUCGUGGUGGAACAAAUAUCAUUAAGCUGAUUGACACUGUGAAGGACCCUGUGUCAAAGACACCAGCUUUGGUAUUUGAAUAUAUCAAUAAUACAGAUUUUAAGCAACUGUACCAGAUCCUGACCGACUUUGAUAUCCGGUUUUAUAUGUAUGAACUACUUAAAGCUCUGGAUUACUGCCACAGCAAGGGAAUCAUGCACAGGGAUGUGAAACCUCACAAUGUCAUGAUAGAUCACCAACAGAAAAAGCUGCGACUGAUAGACUGGGGUUUGGCAGAAUUCUAUCAUCCAGCUCAGGAAUACAAUGUCCGAGUAGCCUCGCGGUACUUCAAGGGACCAGAGCUCCUUGUGGACUAUCAGAUGUAUGAUUAUAGCUUGGAUAUGUGGAGUUUGGGCUGUAUGUUAGCAAGCAUGAUCUUUCGAAAGGAGCCCUUCUUUCAUGGACAGGAUAACUAUGACCAGCUUGUUCGCAUUGCCAAGGUUCUGGGUACAGAUGAGCUGUAUGGGUAUCUGAAGAAGUAUCACAUAGACCUAGAUCCACACUUCAACGAUAUCCUGGGACAACAUUCGCGGAAACGCUGGGAAAACUUUAUCCAUAGUGAGAACAGACACCUCGUCAGCCCUGAGGCCCUAGAUCUUCUGGACAAACUUCUGCGAUAUGACCAUCAACAGAGACUGACCGCCAAAGAGGCCAUGGAGCACCCAUACUUCUACCCUGUGGUGAAGGAGCAGUCCCAGCCUUGUGCAGAUAAUGCUGUACUUUCCAGUGGUCUCACGGCGGCCCGAUGAAGACUGGAAAGCGACGGAAAAGCAACACUGCCUGGGUCGUGAUCCUUUACUUAUGACUGCUUCAGAUACAGUUGGCCACCUCUUUGUAUCACUGGAUGACCUAUGUAUGAUUUAUGUGCUGCUGCCCUUAGAGGAAAGAAAGAUGCCAUGUUUAAUCCUGUUUUCAUAAAUAAAAAUGUUGAUAAUCACCAGCCUUCCCAAGUGGGAGAUGAGCCACUGCCAAGAGGACCGUAAACUUGUAUUUCCUGUCUCUUGGGGGAGAGGAGGGGUAAACCUUGAACUUCAAAGAUGUGUGGGUGGGUUGUUGCAGUUAAUCACCUUGGUGUGAAGACUUCCCUUAAGCAGAAAUGGUGGGGCUGGGGCGGGGUGGCAGGGAUUGUUCUGUGUCUGGGUACUUGCUUGUGAAUUGUACCACUCAGAACUUGCUGCUUGGGAUUGACCAUUUCAUUGCAUGACUUUAACCUUUAUGGCAGAGCGUCCUGCACUUAAGAAAACCCACCUGCAGGCCCAUUCCUGGGAACUUAAGCGGGCACACGCUGUUGUUUAGCAGAUGGUAGUGUCUUUCAUUAGUACACUUGCUUCUCACUUGGCAGUCAUGCGCUGAAGAGUCAUUUCUUUCUUAACUGUGCAUCAUGCAGCCUUCCUUCAGGACUAAGCAAUAGAACCCUUUACCUAGAGAAAGUUUGGGUCAUGAAAUGUUUCUGUGUGACAGCUUCACAGGCACAUAGUCCCUUCUGACGAUGCUUUAAUGCUGUUCUGAGAUGCUGCUUCUAGAACUCUGCUGGCAUCUUGCGACUCACUGGACUGUGCUGGACAUGGAAGGAGAAAUGAGGUUUUCAGGCCAUGCCAGACAGCCUCUUCCAGGGGAGAAUUUAAAGUGUUUGCACUCCCUUGGCGAAUUUUAUUAGUGAACUGGGCCCUUUCCUUGUGUAAAUAAGGUCAUCUGAUUCUUGGUCCCAAGAUGUCCUCAAUAAAUUGGGGCAGGUCAGAUAUAGGGAUCUGGAGUUGGACUGCUGACCUUAUAGCUUGGUUUGCACAGAAUGGUCAAGAGUCUCUGGUGCUUCUAGAGCAUCCUGGACCCUAGAGAAGAGGAGGGACUUGGUCAAAGAAAGGCCCGGACAAAGACUGCCUCUGUAAGUGGCGGUCAGAAGAGGAAGGAAAAGGGUACUGUUUGAAACUGGAGAUCCUAAAGUCACUCCUUACCUGGUUCUCCACGAAGUGCCCUAGGAAAGAUGGGCUUGCAUCCCAGCACUCCCCAGGAGAAGGGCGCGCACGCCAGCGGAGGCCUGUCCUCACUGCAGGUCAGAUUGAUUAAUGCCGUCUUUCCCCUCCUCCCGUCUCUCUCCCCAGGUCUGUUGCGGUUCCUCCCACUUUUCCAUAAGCAGAACGAGAACCAAAUCAAACGUCUUAACGUGUGUAGAGCGAUCACGUUCCGUGAGCAGACACAAAACGGUGGCAGGUUUGGCGAGCGCGAACUAGACCCACCGAAGGGCAGCCCACCACCGUAUAUCAAACCUCACUUCCGAAUGUAAAAGGUUCACACGCCCUUGGCUUCCUGUUGACUUCCUCCUGACCCAGAAAGCAUGGGAAAUGUGAAGGGUAUGCAAAAAUGGUUGUUGGUUACUGUUGCUCCCUGGUGGCCCGGCUCGUCCGUGGCGGCCUGUUUCUCCAACAGAUCACGUUAACUUGCCGACCACAGACUCCGCAGUGGGGCUCGGGGCGAAUAUGGCAUGAGGGGCGGUUACAUAUUAUAAUUUUCAAAGUAUAUAUUAUUGAAUAAAAAGUUUUAAAAGAAA